Molecule: messenger RNA, 4069 nt
Organism: Girardinichthys multiradiatus
Lineage: Eukaryota; Metazoa; Chordata; Actinopteri; Cyprinodontiformes; Goodeidae
Gene: thrap3a
Product: thyroid hormone receptor associated protein 3a
Exons: 11
Coding region: 219-2936 (905 amino acids)
Biological process (GO): positive regulation of transcription by RNA polymerase II
Cellular component (GO): mediator complex
Molecular function (GO): DNA binding; transcription coregulator activity
Source: RefSeq, a predicted model, not a curated record
GCAUCAAGGAGCUUUCGCUGUCACACCCCUUUUUUCUGUCAGCACCGCAGACCUCAGGCGAGUCAGGCUCACAAGUUGGGCUCAGCAGCAUAGACGCGUACGUAGGCGGACAGAAACUGGCUCUAACAUUUCUACCAUUUUACACCAGGACGACUGGAUGUGACGCGGCGGUACUGACCGACAAAAAGCCGACCGCCUGAGGUGGGCUGAGCGCAGCGAUGUCCAGGUCAACAAGAUCCAGGUCAAGAUCUCGGAGCCGUUCGAGGUCCCAAUCAAGGUCCCGUUCCUCAUCGCGGUCCAGGAGUCGUUCCCGGUCCAGGAAGCACCGGUACAGCUCUAGGUCUCGUUCAAGGUCUCAUUCUCCUUUCUCUAACCGGGAAAAGAAAUAUCCGAGGGCAUACCAGAACAACCGGGAGUUCAGGGGGUAUCACCGCGGCUUCCGGAGGCCCUACAACUUCAGGGGCCGAGGAAGGGGUUUCUUUAACCGCGGACGCUACCACCGUGGGGGUGGCGGCUACAACAACAACAACAACAACUACUUUCGUCCGAACUGGAAAAAUUUCAAGCAGUUCUCUCAAAAACAGCAGCAGCAGCAUCAACAACAGCAGCAACAACAGCAGUUUAAUCAUUCAAGAGGGCGAUCGCACAAUGUGCAAAAACACUCAGGAAGUCCCCCUAAGGGUCAGUCUAGACACUCUGACCGAUCGUCAUCUCCCUUGUCUAGACACUCGCAGCAUUCUUCCUCCUCUUCACACUCCUCCUCCCCAAAAUGCAAUCAAAACUCUAAAGAUGUCAAGGAGAAGCAACUGGCCUCCAAGGAAGUCCAAAAAGGAGGAGAGGGAGAUGAUGAGCCAGUGGAGCAUGUUGGGUUACUGGCAGGAGAUGCUAGAGAAGGUGCAGGCUGUGGGAACAUUGAGAGGGCCUGGCACAGCCUGACAGACUGCAGCAGUCCAAAGAAAAGCAGUCCCCUAGCCAGCACUGGUGUUAAUGUUGGGCAGAUCAACCAAACUAUAAAUCAGUCAAGUCCCACCAAAAUCACAAAUGACACCAGGAAUGGCUCCCCCAUGGUGGAGGUGGCAUCAGGUUUCUCCUCAACAAGAAAGGCCUCAAAUGAAGGUCUAAAUCCCAUGCUUUCCAGCUUUGACUUCUUCUCUACUGAGGAAUACUUGGAUGGAGAUAAAGCGGCUAUCUCCAUUGCUUUCAAGAAGUUCUUGGAGGAGCACACUAAAAAAGCUAAAUCUGCUUGGGAAAAUGGCAGGAUCAGAGAAGCCGAUGAUGUAGAUAAUGAAAAAGGAAAACUGAGUGGGAAAGCCUCAGCAGUCAUCUAUGACAUGUUACCAAAACAAUGCAGGGAAGACAAUGAGUGUGAAGUGUCCCGAAGAAAAUGUUUCAAAGCCUCUCCCUUUUUGUCUGCUGAGGAAGAUGAUGAGUUGAUAAUUAGGCCACCUUUACAAAGGCCACUUCAGAAAGAGUGGCAAAAUGGAGAUGAGGCCUCUAAACCAAAAAACAAGGUCACUCAUUCAGCCCAAAAACUCUUUGAAAAGUGGCAGAAAGCAGCUUGUGCACAGUUUGGGCAAGCAGACCUUGAUGCCAUGGUAAGGGAAAUGUAUCUCAGUGGAAAACAGGAUAAAUCAGAAGCCACUACCACUGCUGAUCUUGAUAAAAGAGAGCUAACAGGAGAUUUCAAGGACCUCUCCUCAGAAAUGACCUUUAAAAUAAGGAAGACGGCACAAACUCCCUCUUUUCAGUGUUCUGAACCACCACUGAGGCAAAAUUCUGCCAGAGAGUUGUUUAUGGUUAGAGGAGAGGAUAAGCCUCUUAUGCCCUCAAGGAAACAGCAACCAAAGUGUAAUGUAAGAAUGGAUUUUCUAGGAGAUGACCCCAUAAGCUCUUCAGAUAUUUUAGCUGAAGAGCGGCAGUUGUCUCAGGACUUGGUGCUGUCAUCGAAAAAGCAUCAGGAGUUUCGCUCCAUCUUUCAACAUGUUCAGGCUGCUCAGUCACAGAGGAGCCCAUCUGAGCUGUUUGCUCAGCACAUUGUUGCCAUUGUUCACCACAUCAAGGCCCAGCACUUUCCAUCUUCUGGCAUGACUCUUAACGAGCGAUUCACCUUGUACCAAAGGCAAGCAGCCGAGAAGGAAAUGAAGCCGAGAAAAAGCCCAGAGAUACACAGGCGGAUUGAUGUUUCACCAAGUGCUUUUAAGAAGCACCCUCAGCUUUUUGAGGCGAUGAAAAGCUCAGAGGAUGGGACUUACAAGGAUGGUGGAGAAAAAGUAAAAGGUGACCCAAUGGACCUUCGUUUGGACAUAGAGCGUCGUAAAAAAUAUUCCAUGAAAGAAAGAGUUACAGGAGAUUCCCAAGAUUUCGGUCAGGAGAGAUCUGAGGAAAAUUUCUCAAAAUACCGCAAGAUGUCAAAGAAAAGUGUCAGGAAACGUUCACGUUCCAGCUCAUCCUCUUCUUCCUCAUCCUCCAAGUCUCACAAAGAUGAAGGUUUAGUGCAUGGGAUUUUUGAGGCAAAAGAUGAAAUCUUUAGUAGGGCCCAACUUGGAAAGAAGGAACCACCCGCAACAAUGGGAGGAGCACAGAAACAAGACGAAUUUCUCCAAAAAAUGCAAAUCCAAAGGAGGAGCUGGGACAAAAGCAGCCAUCAGGGAAACAGCUCGCACACUGACCAGGUGAACAUGGCAGUAAAGGAGAAAAUUGAAGACUGGAACCCAACAUUCAGUCCCAUGAGCAAAACAUACUUCUUGCAUGAUGACAGAGACAAUGAAGCUAUGUGGAGAGAAAACCAAGGGCAAGGUCGGGAAACCCUUCCUCCUGGAAGGACACGAUUCAUCAUCCGCAAAGCCACUGGCCAUGCCAUCAGCUCCAAAUGGGCAUUUGAUAAGGAGGCAGAUCAGGACCACAAAGUGAAAGAAAUCAAUGGACAGACCACUUGAACAAUGGAGAAAUCAGUAGAGUAAUAAUCAGCUGUAUCUCAAAUCCAUGCUUUCAUCAACCAGAAUGGAUCGGUUGAUGCUGAUUAUAUUUUAACAGAGCAGGAUACCUUCCUUUCACUUUACAUAUUCGUCAUCUCCUAUAUCAGGUUACACAUUGUGACCAUUAGCAGCACUGUUUAAGGGCGUUUUGUUUUUAUAAAUGUUACAUUUUACCUUCCAUUUGUUUGAGAUUUUUCAUGCAGUGUUUUUGCAACAUUUUGUUUCUCAUUUAGGCCAAGAGAAUGUAUCUUAAUUGCUUUUUAAUUGCCUUCGCUGUUUAAUCAAACAAGUCUUUGUGAAAGCAAAAGUACGUUUUCUAGGAGAAAAUAUUGCACUGCUAGUAGAUUAAAUGUAGGAUAUCCCUUCUGUGAAUAUCCGAAGUGGUGUCUCAUCUAGAUCAUAAUCACUGCAGUAAGUACAAUCUACUUUCAUCAUUUAAAAAUAAACUAAUAUAGAAACAACCAAAUAAAUGAACAUGUGACCCUGAUCUGACAAUGGGACCAAACUGUGGAGGGUUAAAGCUUAAACAGCGCUGUAAUUUUACAACAUCCAACCAGUUUACACCAGCACUGUCUUGGAGUACUGCGCAUGGAUGAAUAUAUGCAGUCAGAUAUUUCUUUACAGUUGGUUUUGGUUGAUCUUAAACACUAUAGAUUUUUAAUAUAGAGAUUACUUUUAGAUGUUUUGACUGGGAAAACUGGCUUUUCAGUGUGAUGGCAAUAGAGAAUUGUUUACUUUAGUCUUCAAUAUAUUUCUAUGAUUUGCAAAUGUUUACUCAUCUUAUAAUACCCAUAUUUGUAAAUUGUGGAAACUUUGCUUACUCAACAAUAAAAAAAAAAGCAGGUGAGUUUGUUCUGUAUGUAGUUUGUACCAAACAGAAAAGAUGCUUGAAUAAAUGUGUUAAUUCUGUGGAAGUUUAUUUUCUUUAAGUUUAGGAUUAGAUUUACAGGUCUUACCUUUAUCUUACAUGCCGACUGAUUUGGAUGACAGUUUAAGUUGUUUAAGACGGUCAUGUUAAAUAAUGUUGCAUUUUCUUCUGGUUUUCAUUGCGUUUUGUUUCCUCUGGGGUUCUAAAUAAAAAAAAAAAUGCCUAA